This is a messenger RNA of Magallana angulata, 4877 nucleotides long. Its product is annotated as serine/threonine-protein kinase/endoribonuclease IRE1-like. Bases 109 to 2772 code for a protein of 887 amino acids. Gene Ontology annotation, biological process: protein phosphorylation; intrinsic apoptotic signaling pathway in response to endoplasmic reticulum stress; IRE1-mediated unfolded protein response. The record is from RefSeq and is a predicted model, not a curated record. The transcript has 21 exons. NCBI's taxonomy places the organism in Eukaryota, Metazoa, Mollusca, Bivalvia, Ostreida, Ostreidae. Gene Ontology annotation, cellular component: IRE1-TRAF2-ASK1 complex. Gene Ontology annotation, molecular function: protein serine/threonine kinase activity; ATP binding; RNA endonuclease activity.
AAGGGAAGGAAGCAUGAAAGGAUAACAGCAUCAUCCACUUUGUUUACUAUGUUUACGUAGCUUUGCUUUUAUAAUUAGAGAUGAUACCGCGAAAGAAAACAAGAAGACAUGUGUAAAAUCUUUCUCAAGCUUACUGGAGUGUUUUUAUUAAGCCUUAUAGGUUUAAUAACAGUGGCAAAAACACUACAGCACAGUCCUGUGUCUGUCCAUGAGUCGCUGAUCUACGUGUCUACACUGAGUGGGACCUUCCAUGCAGUCAGCAAGUCCACGGGCAAGAUAGUGUGGUCGCUGGAUGAAGAACCAGUGCUCAAAGUUCCUACAGCUGUAGGACGACUGAGUUUCCUCCCCGACCCCAAGGACGGGAGCCUGUAUGCGCUGAGUGAUGGAAGAGAGGGGAUUAAGAAGCUGCCCUUCACUAUCCCCCAGCUGGUCACUGCCUCACCUUGUAAGAGCAAUGAAGGGAUGUUAUACACAGGACACAAGAAGGACACCUGGAUAGCCAUUGAUGUGACCACCGGAGCCAAAAUGCAGACCCUGUCCAGCGACGGGACUCAGAAGAUGUGUCCGUCCAGUGCUGAGAAGGUCAUUUACAUCGGCCGCACGGAAUACACCAUCAACAUGUUCGACAGUAAAACCGGGUCAAAAAGAUGGAAUGCUACAUUUAUGGACUAUUCAUCCCAUGUAGGAGAAGUCAAGGAAUAUGAGUUGCGGCAUUUCACUGCUAGUUCAACCGGAACUGCUGUAACCCUGGACAACAAAUCAGGGGAUGUGCUGUGGUACACAGAUUUCCGCUCACCAGUGGUAGCCAUGUACACCAUGGACCAUGAUGGCCUACAGAAGGUCCCUUUUACCAGUUUUGCCCCUGAGACUUUGGACCACCUCACAGGGCAACUGUCUUCAGAACACUGGAGAAACAAGUUUCUGCUGCAUGGGAAACAGCAAGUCUUUUUCCCUACUUUGUAUGUUGGUGAAUAUGAACAUGGCUUUUUUGCCACCAAUUCUCUGGUGGAUGAAACUACAGUCACAGUUGCUCCUAAAAAUCAAGGUCCCUUAUUGCUGGAAGGACCUGGCAUAUCUAACCUACCACAGGAUGUAAAGCAGGGAACAGACCAUCAGGAGCCGGGGACCCAUAGAGACGCCAUCACCGCCCACACUGUCCGGCGGCCAGAGAUCAUGAUACUGGGUUACCACGAGGUGCCAGACAAAGCCAUGUCAAGGUUCUCGCCCGCCUUCCAAAUCGAGGACCGCUCCAGGGAGGAGAUAGUGAUCCCCCCAAACUUCAGUGAGGAGGGGGGUCACAGUAACGCCACAGUGUCCGCCGCAGACAACAGCAUGGUCAUGAAGUACCUGAGCUCUGACGUCAAGUUCACCAUCACUGUGGCCCUGUCCCUCAUUACCAUUGUGGCUGUUGUUUACUAUUUCCCAAAGAGAACGGAGCAGUCCAUAAAGAUCAUGCUGCAGAAGCAGAUAGAGGAACAAAGAGAGAGGGACAAACAACAGCAGUCUGCCCAGACCUCUCUCCAGGGGAGGCCAUCGUCCUCUGAACUCUAUGAGGCUGUGCCAGAUGGUCACUACCAAGUUGGAAAAAUCUUCUAUAAUCCAAAAUGUGUGUUAGGCCAUGGCUGUGAGGGAACAAUAGUGUACAGGGGCAGAUUUGACAACCGAGAUGUAGCAGUGAAACGUCUGCUACCGGAGUGCUUUACAUUUGCUGACAGAGAAGUGGAACUGCUGAGAGAAUCCGAUCAACAUUCCAAUGUCAUCCGAUACUUUUGCACGGAGGCAGACAGUCAAUUUAGAUACAUAGCGCUGGAACUGUGUUUAGCCACAGUUCAGGAUCUCAUCACGGGGAAGACACAAUACACAUACAAAAUGGACGCCAUUGAUAUCUUAUUUCAGGCCAUGUCUGGGAUCUCUUAUUUACACUCAUUAGACAUUGUUCAUAGAGAUAUAAAACCACACAAUGUUUUGCUGUCUCAGCCAGACUCUAAAGGUCAGAUCCGGGUCAUGAUAUCUGACUUUGGUCUCUGUAAGAAGCUGGCUGCAGGUCGGAUAUCAUUUUCACGAAGAUCCGGAGCUGCCGGCACAGAGGGAUGGAUUGCUCCGGAAAUGUUGGAUGAAGAACAGAGGACGACCUGUGCUGUAGACAUAUUCUCAGUAGGGUGCGUGUUUUAUUACGUGCUGACGAAGGGGAAGCAUCCGUUUGGAGACUCGCUGAGGAGACAGGCGAACAUUCUGUCGGGGGAUCACAGCCUGGACGGUCUGCCCAUGACAGAGGGAUAUCUAAGAAGAAAUCUCAUUGAGAAAAUGAUUAGCUAUGACCCUAGUGAGAGGCCAACAGCAAAAACGGUGCUACAGCAUCCCUUCUUUUGGAGCAGGGAAAGACAACUCAUGUUUUUUCAGGAUGUUAGUGACAGAAUUGAAAAAGAGGCUGCAGAGAGUGAUGUUGUGCAGCACUUGGAACGUGGGGGUCUGGAGGUGGUCAAGUUUGAUUGGAGGAGACAUAUCACUGUGGAACUUCAAAAUGAUCUGAGGAAGUUUAGAACAUACAAAGGACAAAAUGUGAGAGAUUUAUUGAGAGCUCUGAGGAACAAGAAACACCACUAUAGGGAACUGCCAGAGGAAGUGAAGAAUUCAUUGGGAGCAGUGCCCGACCAGUUUGUGUGUUACUUUACCUCCCGUUUCCCCAAACUCCUCACCCACACGUACUAUGCCAUGAUGUGCUGCAAACAGGAGCGGGUUUUUCAUCAAUACUAUAACAUGGAGGAGAGCUGAAUUAUGUAUAGCAAAGAAAAGUUUUGCUUUUGUAAAAAGGUUUAUGUCUCAUAUUGGAAAAAUUUUCACAAUCGUCAUUCCAGAUUCUAAGACUUUUUUUUGUUAUCUUAUUACUGAUGCAGCUUUUUAAUGUAUUCAAAUUUUGCUCUUUUCCAUUUUUUGUGUGAAUAUUUUGUUGCAGGUAGGGCAUUUUGUUACCAUGUCAUUUUCAUUUGAAUUUCUGGAUUUUGCACAUCUUUUGUGACUCUUUCCGAUUUUUUGAAUUUUGUACAGAUUGAGGGAGAUUUUCAUUUUUGAACAAUUUAAUUUGUAACCAUAUUGUAAAAAGAGCUCAUUUUGUUUUCUGUGUUUCUUCAUUAUCAAAACCAUUGCGUAGGUUUUCAUUUGGUUUAUGUUGCACAUUUUUUUUCAUACUCCAGUUGACAAUGCAUAGCUCAAGUAUUUGCGAAGUGACAUUAUACCCAUUUUUUUCAAAAGAAACUUCAUAAAAUCAUUGUUACAUGUUUAAUAUACGAGUAUUUUAAGAUACAAGAUAUGUGUAGCGUUGCCUUAUUUUAUAGGAACCCUACACAAACUACAGUGUUUGUUACAUUAUUGAAAGAAUACUUUUCAGAAUUAGGCAAUUAUAUUGAAGUGUCAUGUGAUCGGAUAGUUGAGAUUUGAUUGGGUGACGGUAAUGCUUUCGGAAUCAUUGUUACGCAUCAUUAAAAGAUGUCUCUGUUGUUUAAAUGUACAUAUUAAGUUAUUUUUUAAAAAAAAAACCUAAUUAUCAUUAAUUGUGUUUUGUGAUCAUUUUAUGCAUAAUGCACAUGUUUGAAUUUCCUGGCGCAGUAGUUUUAAUCUCAAAUGUAAAUGUAUAUAUGUUUACAGGAUUUUAAAAAGUCAAUUAACGUACUUCUCAUUUUAAAGUUACACUUACUGAGUGUACUGUCAAACAAUGUUAGUUUAGAGUACUGGUACUGAGUCCUUGUUGUUACCAGUUUGCCAUCUUUUUAUUUUUGUUGUGUGUAAAUUAUCUCGUGUAUGCAAGUGCAUUUAUUUUAAAAGAUGCAAUUCAUCUGACAGUUACUUUUUUUUAUGAACACUGCGGAUAUAUUAAGGAAAAGUUUGUAAUCCUUAUGAAAUGCUUAAUUAAUCAAAACCAUCUGCUUAUUUCAAACAUGUAAUAAGCGGAAAUACAUGUAAGCUUGGGAUGUUUGUCACAGGAUUAAGAUACAGCCACUGCUGUAGGCCGUAUCUGUCUAUCAAUAUGUGUGCAUAUCUUAAUUCUGCUUUUAAUCGGUGCAUAUAUUCCUUGCUUUUCUUUGUUUUUCUCAGUUUCGUUGUUGUAUCUGUUGAGAUUUCUAAAAAUAUGUUGUAUUUAAAUCAUCACAUAGACAGUAAGAUCAAAUCACUAGCUUUGGUUUAGAAUAAGAUUUAAUAUUCUAGCUUUAAAGAUAUUUGAUUCAUAUUAUAUACCAUUGUACUUUUUCUCUGAGAAAUCUAAAGUGUGCUGCAGUGUGCAUUUGGUGGAAUUUUACUAAUGAAAGAAUCAUCAAACAUUGUAUAAAUUAUAAUUUUAAUUUAAGUAGACUAGAGUUUGUUUUUUUUUGCAAUAUUUUUCCUAGUCUUACAUUCCUUCCAAAAAUGAUAGUAAUAUAUGCAUGUAGAUAUUUAUUUUGGUCCAUUCAUGUGCGUGCAAGAUGAAAUAUGUUUAUGUCAUGAAUGCAAGUUUUUGAAUAAUGUUUCCAUGAAUAAGUGUUUCUUCAAAAGUAAAUCCGAUUAAAACUUCAUUUUUAGAUUAUUUUUAAAAGGAGGUUGUGUGGAUUUUGACAUCAUUAAUUUUACAUGUACAAGUUAACAAAACUACAUACAUAUUGUAAUUUUUCUUUACAAAUUUUGACUUGGCACUUUCAUUCCUCAAAACCAUUGCAUUGAUAUUUUAUCAUCCCUAUCAUCAAACUUACAAUGGCAGUUGUUUCAUAAUGAUGUAUUUUAUGUUGGAGAGAGAGCUGAGUUUUUAUUGUGAGUGUGUAGAAUUGUAAAAAUGACUGUGCGUAAACUGUUAUAAAGUAUGUUUAUAUAUAUUUUUUAAUAUAUUGAAAUAAAGGAUGAAAAAUGGUAAA